UUAUAACUUAUUAUACUCAUAUUUUUCUAGGCUCUAGUUAUUGUAAAACAUGGCUGCCAAAGCUAACCAUGUGUCAUGUGGAAUAGAUUUAGGUUUUCGUGCCGACAUUGAAUCGACAAUAGACAGUGCAUGCGGGGAAGGCUACGAUUUCGUUUGCCUAGACAUUGUGAACCCGGAGAAGAAACAAACGUUCGGAGAGGCCGACGUCGGUCACAAAGUCGGAGAUGACACACGCCCGGAUUUCAUGCUUGGCAGCCAGGAAUGGAAUACGCUUGUUGUUGGUAAAUUAUCUGAUUGGAUAAGCCUUAAUUCUGAAAACCAUUACGCAAAUGCAGCUUCGGAGGAAGCUCUGUUACAAGAGCUACAUUUUGCUAGUUAUUUAAGUUUACCAGCCGUUAUGAUCCGGGUUGACAGUUAUGAUUGUGCAAACUUAGCUAGGCUUGUUUAUUCCCAUAUUAUGAAAAGCCACCACGCCACAAACAUGUGGAUACAUAUGCCUGUAUCUGCUAACAAAGAUACAGCAGAUGGUGAAACUAAAUCUCAAAACACUUGGAUGUGGUGGAACAAGUUCCGUAUGCUGUGUAACCAACAUAAUAAAAUCUCACUGGCUUUGGAAAUCACGGAAGACCUCCCAGAUCCAGAAUCAUUGAAGCAAUGGCUGGGGGAGCCUGUUCGUGUAGUGAUUUUAAAUACUUCAAUAUUUUUAACCAACAAAAAAGGGUUUCCUGUUUUAUCUCGUGCCCAUCAACACCUUAUCAUGCAACUUUUUCGAUUAAACUCCCAAUUUGUGAUCACUGGUGUCACAAAAGAUGGUAUGGCCCUAAAAACAUACCAGCAGUAUUUAGAACACCUAUACCAACACCGGCCUUGCCCAGACCAGUAUGAUAUGUUCGCUAAAGGGUAUGAAGAUUAUCUACAGUCCCCACUUCAACCUUUGAUGGAUAACUUGGAAUCAGCAACAUAUGAAGUGUUUGAGAAGGAUCCAGUAAAGUAUAGAUGCUAUGAAGAAGCAAUUUUUCGAUGUUUGGCUGACAAAGCAACUGUGUCUUUAGAAAAGGAUCCAAUUGUGCUUAUGGUCCUUGGCGCUGGGCGUGGACCUUUAGUAAGAGCGGCGUUAUCUGCUGCAAAACGAGCGGAGACAAAAAUCAAAUGCUUUGCAGUUGAAAAGAACGCAAAUGCCUGCGUUACAUUGAACUUAUUGAAACGAACAGAGUGGGUUGAUGAAGAUGUCACUAUAGUUUCUGGAGACAUGCGGGUAUGGGAAGCACCAGUAUUAGCUGAUAUCAUUGUUUCAGAACUUCUUGGUUCUUUUGGAGAUAAUGAAUUGUCACCGGAAUGUCUUGAUGGUGCAGCUCGAUUUUUGAAGCCAGACUGCAUCAGUAUCCCUGCUUCAUAUACUUCGUACUUAGCCCCUAUUUCUUCACAGAAACUUUAUAAUGAGGUUGAAGCAGCUGGUGCACUUGAUCCAGAUAAGCCAAAAAUUACAGCAUUUGAAACACCCUAUGUUGUUCGCAUUCACAACUAUCAUGAACUGUCACCUUCGAAACCUGUAUUCACAUUCACACACCCGGCAGAAAAAGCUGAAAACGAGAAUGACAAAACACACCUAAAAAAUUCUCGUCAAGCUGAACUAAGAUUCUCAAUGCCCUGUGAUACAAUGGUGCAUGGUUUUUCAGGUUAUUUCCACUGUACGUUGUAUAAGGAUGUAUACAUUAGCAUAGUCCCUGAGACACAUUCGCCAGGCAUGUUUAGUUGGUUUCCACUCUUCUUUCCUGUCUUUAAACCUGUCCUAUUAAAGCAAGGGGAUGAAAUCGCCAUCACAAUUUGGCGCCAAUGUACGAAUAGCAAGGUCUGGUAUGAAUGGGUUAUAUCUGAGCCCUGCAACUCUGCAAUUCUUAAUCCUGGCGGCCGAUCUUACACCAUUGGCCUUUGAAUUACUUGGUAUAUCUCAACACAAAGAUUAUGUGGCACUCUUUCAAUAAGACUUUGUUGAAAAAUUUCCAAGGCAAAAAUCGUUCAUUAUCCCUAUGCGACACCUUCACAAAGUUCCAGUUGCUUCAUUGUUGCAAACCUGCAGUAGUAAGUGAAUGGCUUGUCUGUCACAUUUUUUCUAAUGCGCCAAAUGAUACCAAACUGUACCAAAGUCCCAAUUGUAUUUAUAGGCAAUUCUGUAAUUCGUAAAAUAAAAUUUCGUCUUUAUUAAUAGA
Ciona intestinalis (vase tunicate) is the source of this 2207-nucleotide messenger RNA. Its product is annotated as protein arginine N-methyltransferase 5. Gene Ontology annotation, cellular component: nucleus; cytosol. The record is from RefSeq and is a predicted model, not a curated record. Gene Ontology annotation, biological process: peptidyl-arginine N-methylation; regulation of DNA-templated transcription. NCBI's taxonomy places the organism in Eukaryota, Metazoa, Chordata, Ascidiacea, Phlebobranchia, Cionidae.